Messenger RNA from Salvelinus sp. IW2-2015, 684 nucleotides. RefSeq names its product prolactin-2-like. Lineage: Eukaryota; Metazoa; Chordata; Actinopteri; Salmoniformes; Salmonidae. Gene Ontology annotation, molecular function: hormone activity. Gene Ontology annotation, biological process: positive regulation of receptor signaling pathway via JAK-STAT; response to nutrient levels. The record is from RefSeq and is a predicted model, not a curated record. Gene Ontology annotation, cellular component: extracellular region.
AUGUCCAGGAACAACAUCAAGCAAGUGUGGGCUCUUCUCCUGGUGUUGGUGUGUGUGGAGCUGUGUGGCAGUGGCAGGGCGAGCGGCGGGGCCUUCUGUGGUGUCCACGCCAGGCGGGGUGGCCACUUCCUCUCCCUGGCAGACCUCUUUGACCGGGUCAUCCAGCACAGUGCCAGGAUGCACAGCAUCUCCAGUGACCUGCACUCUGAAUUCGAGCAAUAUGUUCUGCCAAGCAGAAAUCAUAUUGGCAGGAUAAACCGCCACUGCCAUACAGCCACCAUACACCCUAAUGGCAAAGAGAACGCGCAAAGACUGGCUAGAGAGGAGUUAACAGAGGUGAUUCUGAAGCUGUUGGUAGCAUGGAAGGAUCUGUGGCAGUUCCACCAGAACAUGGUUCACCAGGAUGACUUCAACAACUACUCCAACAAAGCACUGGAGAUGAGCUACAUGGUGCACGAGCUCCGCAAGGGAGUCGAGAAGGUGGCUGAUAGGGUAAGAGGAAGACGGGGGGAGGUGGCUGAUAGGCUAAGAGGAAGACAGGGGAGAAUGUGGCUGAUAGGACGGGGGGAGAAGGUGGCUGAUAGGCGCCACGACCUCCUCUACUGCUUUAGACGGGACUCCAACAAGGUCCAGAACUACCUGAAGAUCCUCAAGUGCAGGAUCGUACCUGAGAACGGAUGCUGA